Messenger RNA from Glycine soja, 2132 nucleotides. RefSeq lists its product as uncharacterized. The record is from RefSeq and is a predicted model, not a curated record. The coding region runs from base 300 to 1505 and encodes 401 amino acids. Lineage: Eukaryota; Viridiplantae; Streptophyta; Magnoliopsida; Fabales; Fabaceae. The transcript has 6 exons.
GUUCUAUUUAACUCAAAGACCCAUCUCUUCCUACUUUUUCUUUCAUUCUUUCCGAUUCACAGAAACAACUCCUCUUUACUCAAACCCUUCUUCCUCAUAACAACAAAAACAGAAACCCCUUUCCCCCAAACCCUAGAAUCGCCACAGACAGAUCCUCAUCGUUCCCAAUCCAAUUCCCAACAAUUUCUUUCUAUCCGAAACACCGUUGACCACACACACCCGAGUUUUUAUCCAUAAAAGUACCGUUUUUUUAUUCCUGGGUCCCCUUUUUUUCUCCUUCUCUUUUAUUGGGCAUAGGAAUGUUGGGUACUGGGUUGAACUUCAGGCGCGCUCGCGGCGAGGAUCGAUUCUAUUCUCCGGCGAAGGCUCGCCGGUCGCUUCACACCAUGGAGAAUGACAAGCUUCGUAGGGUCCACAGCGAUGUCGCCGCGUCUCGCUCCGUCAGAGACAAAUCGGUCGGCUCGGGUAACCGGGUACCUGAGAACCGGGUCGGGUCGGAUGAGGCAAAGAAGAGCGGCGCGGUUCCUUCGUGCGAACCGGUGGCGAACCGGUUGAGUAAUCUGGAGCGGUUCUUGCAGGCGAUCACGCCCUCCGUGCCUGCUUUGUAUCUGCCUAAGAGAACGACAAGAGGACUCAGGGCGUGUGAGGCGGAGUUUCAGCCUUACUUCGUCCUCGGGGAUUUGUGGGAGUUCUUUCGGGAAUGGAGUGCUUAUGGCGCAGGAGUGCCACUUGUACUGAAUGACAAGGAUAGUGUUGUGCAGUACUAUGUUCCCUAUCUUUCUGGGAUCCAAAUUUAUUCCCAGAAUGUGAAGCCAGCUGUAAAGUCAAGGCAACUUGGGGAGGAUAGCGACAGUGAUUUUAGGGACUCAAGUAGUGAUGGUAGCAGUGAUAGCGAACCUGUACAUGGAAGGGGAUUGAGGAAUCUUCCCCAUCUGUCAGAAGAGGUGCCUCAAUGGAUGGGCAGAUUAUCUUUGAGAGACCACCAUUCUCUUCCACAAGAUGGGUUUUCUAGUGAUGAUGGAGAAUCUGCCAAUUCUCAGGGUUACUUGAUUUUUGAGUAUCUUGAACGGGACCCUCCUUACAGUCGGGAGCCUUUGGCUGAUAAGAUAACGGACCUUGCUUUUCAAUUCCCUGAACUGGUGACCCUCAGAAGUUGUGAUAUACUACCAUCAAGUUGGAUAUCUGUAGCCUGGUAUCCAAUUUACAGGAUACCAACUGGUCCAACAUUAAAAGAUCUAGAUGCAUGUUUUCUGACAUACCAUUCUCUUUAUACGCCCAUGGGAGGUUCACAAAGAGUGCAGGCUCCCAUGCCACAUCCUACUGAGAUGGACCAUGUCCAUAAAAUGUCUUUACCUGUUUUUGGUCUUGCUUCAUAUAAGUUCAAAGGAUCUCUGUGGACUCCUAAUGGUGGACAUGAAUGCCAGCGGUCUCUUUUGCAGGGUGCUGACGACUGGUUAAGACUGCAUCAAGUCAGUCAUCCAGAUUUUCAGUUUUUCAGCCGUUGAUGAUGUUAAGGUGACUGUAAUGUUAUUAUACUUUGGCCAUUUAUGAAUAGUACCUAAGUAUUUGCCAGUGCCUCCUAUGGUUCAUUUCUUAGAUGCCAGACUUGAUGAAGUUGGAGUUAAUAACCUAAUUAAUUGACUGAAGGAAAAUGAAAAUUGGAGAAAAGAUGUUUAGCACUGUCCUUGGUAAUUUUCUGCACUGUUUCCUUCCGUAAGAAGUGAAAGAAUCAGAAAAGUAAUGGUAAUAAAGCAGUAAAGCUUUGGACAAGCGGCAGUGUUGAGGCUUAAUGUGUUCAUGGAGGAUGUACAGAUUAACAAGCAGCUUCUCAAGUGCUAGCUGAUCUGUUUAUUUGCUAACAUCGAUGAGUCCUACAUCAGUUGCGUAUCUGUUGGUAUGGUUUUGUUAAAAGAGAACAGGCUACAUUUUUUCUGUCCUGGUGAUGUUCUAUAUUAGGACUUAGCUUUAAUUUAUUGGGGGAAUUUUACUGGAUAUGGUCUUUUAGAUGUAUUCAUGCUUGAAUUUCCCCCAACUCUAUUUGAAUUCUUUAAGUUAUCUUUCUUUGCUGCAUUACCUAUAGAACUUUUUUUAUUGAAUUUAGAUACCGAUGAAGGGUCGGUCCCUUUGCUUUA